GUUUUCUAUAAUUUUCAUCAAAUACCAACAAUAGUUAGCAUCUGCAAAAGCUGCCUUUGCUUGUGUGUUAGCCAAAGAACCUGUCCAACACCUAAAUCUGAUUCUCAACAUCUCCUUUCGAUCUCUGUUAUCUCACGAGCCUCCAAAUCGUCCAAGAUCAUAUCGGUUCAUCAAAACGAAAGAUAAAUUCCGAAACUUGGUGCAAGUCUCAAGUAGAAGAACAUCAAUUUCUAAGAAGUACCUUAACAUGGCAAACCCAUUACGGCUGUAUCUAGCAUGCAUUAGAAAUACACUCGAGGCAGCCAUGUGCUUACAGAACUUUCCUUGUCAAGAAGUUGAGAGGCAUAAUAAACCAGAAGUUGAACUAAAGACGAGCCCAGAACUUUUGCUAAAUCCUGUUUUGAUAUGCCUUAAUGAGGCUGAAAAGUGUUUGAUAGAAACAUCUAUAAACUCACUCAGGAUAAGCCUCAAGGUCAAACAAGCGGAUGAACUUGAAAACAUACUAACCAAAAAGUUCCUUAGAUUUUUGUCCAUGAGAGCAGAAGCUUUCCAAGUGCUUAGGAGGAAGCCAGUGCAGGGCUAUGACAUUAGCUUUCUUAUAACAAACUACCACUGCGAAGAGAUGCAGAAACAGAAGCUAAUCGAUUUCAUUGAUAUAGAGAAAGAAAUAACCGAACUGAAGUUAUCAGUGAACACCAGAGGCAGACUCGUUGCUACAGAGUUUCUGAAACAGUUCAUAUAUGUAGACAGAUUGCAUAUUCAGCACUUUCCUCAUCAAGAGUUGCCUGCAAUUUUGCUUUGUAUGCGAAUGGUGGAUAAUGGAAGCUGU
Molecule: messenger RNA, 829 nt
Organism: Thlaspi arvense
Lineage: Eukaryota; Viridiplantae; Streptophyta; Magnoliopsida; Brassicales; Brassicaceae
Source: the annotation of a GenBank genome assembly